AUGUCUUAUACACUUUAUGGAUUUGCCAUGUCUUCCUGUACUUAGCGUAUAAGGAGCAUUCUCAAUUAUAAAAAGAUCCCAUAUACAUAAGUUUCAGUCAACUUCCUUAAAAAAGAAUAGUUGACAGAAGAAUAUAAAAAAAUACAUCCUCGUCAAAUAAUUCCAGCUUUAGUCACUCCAGAAGGACACACUUUAAUAGAGAGUUUAACUAUAGCUGAAUACUUAGAAGAAACACAUCCUGAAAAACCAAUCUUACCUAAAAAUAAGAUUCAAAGGGCUCAAGUUAGGUAUAUAUUUUUAGUAGAUAAUUUUACAGAGCUAUUGCUGAAUAUAUCAAUUCAUCUAUCCAACCAUUUCAACAUUUAGGAAUAUAACAAUAUAUUAAUUCACAUUCAGAAAAGUAAUUGGAAUGGAAAGAUUAAUGGACACAUUGGAAUAUGUUGGGAAUUAGCAAUAUAGAAAAAAGUAUUUCAAGAACAAGAGGUAGAUUCAGUGUUGGUGACUAAUUAACAUUAGCAGACAUUAUGAUCUAUUGUCAAGUUGAUUCUGCACAGACUAGAUUUGGCUUAGAUUUUGGAUAAUAUCAUAAUAUUAUGAAUAUUUACUUUAAUGUCAAUAAUAUUAAAGAAAUUGAAUAAUCGAGAGGAAUCUAUUAACAUGAUUUCCCUAAAUGAUU
Molecule: messenger RNA, 676 nt
Organism: Paramecium pentaurelia
Lineage: Eukaryota; Ciliophora; Oligohymenophorea; Peniculida; Parameciidae
Source: the annotation of a GenBank genome assembly